AUGAACUGGUCCAGUGCUCGGAGGUACUGCAGGGAGAACUUCAUAGACCUGGCCACUGUGAGGAACGACACUGAGAACAAGGAGGCUAACAAGGUGGUGCCGAGUGAAAGGUGGCUAUGGAUUGGCCUGUACAGAGAUCCUGACAUUAACUGGUCUGAUGGUAGUGACUACUCGUUCACCAGAUGGAAUGGCUCAGCUUCAGAAUCACUGAUGAAAAUGAUGUGUGGUGUGCAGGAAUCAAACCAAUGGACAUUUAUGUCCUGUGAAAAGAGAUUUUCAUUUGUCUGCUACAGCAUCCCUGUAAAGAGGCGGGUAGUUAACCUGAGGAUGAAGGUGCAGGACUCCUCCGUGGAUCUCAAUGACCCUGCUGUGAAAGCAGACAUCCUGAAAAAGUUGCAGGACAGACUGAAGGAGCAAGGAGUGAGUGGAGUCGCCCUGAAGUGGAGAGAACAGCCUGAUGGGAAAGUCUUCCACAAGGAGGGAAAAGAAGAGAAGAAGAAAAAACGAAAGAAGACUGAGCUCUGA
This is a messenger RNA of Thunnus maccoyii (southern bluefin tuna), 525 nucleotides long. RefSeq names its product snaclec echicetin subunit beta-like. The transcript has 3 exons. The coding region runs from base 1 to 525 and encodes 174 amino acids. Lineage: Eukaryota; Metazoa; Chordata; Actinopteri; Scombriformes; Scombridae. The record is from RefSeq and is a predicted model, not a curated record.